Molecule: messenger RNA, 585 nt
Organism: Cyprinodon variegatus (sheepshead minnow)
Lineage: Eukaryota; Metazoa; Chordata; Actinopteri; Cyprinodontiformes; Cyprinodontidae
Product: Fc receptor-like protein 5
Exons: 3
Coding region: 16-585 (189 amino acids)
Biological process (GO): cell surface receptor signaling pathway
Molecular function (GO): transmembrane signaling receptor activity
Source: RefSeq, a predicted model, not a curated record
UCAGUGCUGAUUUUAAUGACCUGCUGCACAACAUGCAAAGCAGCUGGUCUGACUGUGAGUCCCAGCAGAUCUCAGUUCUUUGUGAGACAGUCUGUGUCUCUGAGCUGUGAGGAGAACAGCAGCUCUGGUAAUUCUACUAUAUGGAGGAACACAACUGAAGGAAACAACACGUGUGGAGAUGAAUGGGGGGAACCAGCUGGUUCUACCUGUAAGAUCACCUACCUCUUCCUUGAAGACAGUGGAGUUUACUGGUGUUGGUCCAGAGAGGGAGCAGCCAGCAGCAGCAUCCAGCUCACUGUCACUGGUGGAUCAGUGAUCCUGCAGAGUCCUGUCCUCCCUGUGAUGGAGGGAGAUGACGUCACUCUGAGCUGUCUAACAAAGACCACUCCCUCCAACCUCCCAGCUGCUUUCUAUAAAGAUGGCUCCCUCAUCAGGACUGAGCCCAAAGGUCACAUGACCCUCCACCAUGUGACCAGCUCUGAUGAAGGCCUCUACAGGUGUAACAUCAGGGGUCAUGGAGAGUCUCCAUCCAGCAGGAUCUCUGUUGAAGGUCAGGAGCUUCUCUCUCUGCUUCAACCUUCAUAA